AUGGGUCAAGUCGGACGGACCCCCAGAGUAAAGACCUUGAUCAAGGCAGUCUCUGAGGCUCCCGCUUUGGCACCCGAGGAGCAGCAACGCCUGAAUGCAUUGACCUACAAUGAUGUACAUGUGAACUUUACUCGAGAAGAGUGGGAGUUGCUAGAUUCUUCCCAGAAGAACCUUUACAAAGAUGUGAUGCUGGAGAUUUACAAGAACCUCACUGCUAUAGGCUACAAUUGGGAAGAUCAUAAUACUGAACAGAAUUGUCAAAGUUCUAAAAAUCAUGGAAGACAUAAAAGAACACAUGAUGGAGAAAAACCUUAUGAAUGUAACCAAUGCGGUAAAGCUUUUGCAUCUAACAGUGAUCUCCUAAAACAUAAAAGAACACAUAUUAAAGAGAAUUCUUAUGAAUGUAAGCAAUGUGGUAAAGCCUUUGCAUAUAAUAGUCAUAUGCUAAUACAUAAAAGAAUACACACUGGAGAGAAACCUUAUGAAUGUAACCAAUGCGGUAAAGCUUUUGCACGAAAAGGUCAUCUUGUAGUACAUAAAAGAACACACACUGGAGAGAAGCCUUAUGAAUGUAACCAAUGUGGCAAAGCCUUUGCAUAUAACAGUGUUCUCCUAAGACAUAAAAGAACACAUACUGAAGAGAAAUCUUAUGCAUUCAACCAGUGUGUUAAAGCCUUUGCAUGACAGAAUAGUCUUCAAACACAUGAAAGAACACACACUGGAGAGAAACCUAAUGAAUAUACACAAUAUGGUAAAUCCUAUGCAUUUCACAAUAGUCUCCAAAAACAAAGAAGAACACACUGGA
Molecule: messenger RNA, 805 nt
Organism: Meriones unguiculatus (Mongolian gerbil)
Lineage: Eukaryota; Metazoa; Chordata; Mammalia; Rodentia; Muridae
Product: zinc finger protein 120-like
Exons: 4
Coding region: 1-684 (227 amino acids)
Biological process (GO): regulation of transcription by RNA polymerase II
Molecular function (GO): RNA polymerase II cis-regulatory region sequence-specific DNA binding; DNA-binding transcription factor activity, RNA polymerase II-specific
Source: RefSeq, a predicted model, not a curated record